Molecule: messenger RNA, 1074 nt
Organism: Naumovozyma dairenensis CBS 421
Lineage: Eukaryota; Fungi; Ascomycota; Saccharomycetes; Saccharomycetales; Saccharomycetaceae
Product: DUF5341 domain-containing protein
Exons: 1
Coding region: 1-1074 (357 amino acids)
Source: RefSeq, a predicted model, not a curated record
AUGAAGAACGAAGCUAACGACAGAAGAAGAAAGUGUCUAAAACUAGGUGUAAAAUUUUUGAUCAUUUUUUUAUUCGUGUUCACUUUUCUAUGUAUUAAGCAUUUUUUGACAGUGAACAAUGAAAACUCUUUAAGUACCAUUCCAGUAACUUCGAGUGCGGUUGCUUUGAACGAUAAUCGACUUUCUCCAAGGGGUCAUUGGAACUGGAUUGCUAAUGCUGCUGUUUCCGGGUUCUUAAUAUCUGCGGCUGGUCUGAUGGGUGGCUGGGCGAUAAACGUUUGUGUUGCUCCUGCUAACCCAGCUUGUUGGGUGACUGCUGGUACAACCUUGGUACUAGGAGCUAUUGGUGCAGUGUUCGCUACUGCCGCUGGUAGACCAGGCAAUGGUUGGACAAGUGCAAAUACAAAACGUGAUGUCAGCUCGGUGGAAUAUCAGGGGUUUAUUUACACCAAGAUUUCUCAUGAAAAUCAAAGUACAAUAGCAACAGCGUUAGAACGUUCCAAUUAUACCCUAGAUGCAAUUUGGGUUGUUACUCCAAACACUACAAAUCAUUUAUUACUGAAACGUGAUGGAUCUGAUGGAGAUGCUAUGCAUGUUUUGCAAUGGUCGACACCAAUGGGGAACCAUGUUGGGAUACACUUAGAUGGUGAUCUUCAAACGAUGGUUAAUGAUAUAGUUGCAGAUAGUGCUCCAGGAAGUUUAGAAUCCACUUUGAGAUAUACGAAAACUUAUAAUCACACUAAGCGUUACAAUAAUUUUGAUGCGAAAUGGGUUUCUUAUGGUUGGGAUAAUGGUAACUCUGAUUUAGCCAAAAUUGCCAUGGAAGAUCGUCCUUUAGAAGAAGAAGAGUAUGAUAAGAAUCUGUAUACAGAGUUCAACAAUAUGCCUGCAUGGAAGUACUGCUGGGCGGUCACAGAUAACCCGCAUCCUGGUCAAGGUGAAGGAUAUGAUGACAUUGGUAAAGAAAAUGUUAUGCAUGGUGAACUUUACUUCAAUACCUUCGGUGGCAUCGAUAAUUAUUGUAACGAUAGUAAGGAUGGCGCUCAAUGCCCUGAUGAUGCCUGUGAUAUAUAA